This is a messenger RNA of Drosophila nasuta, 3104 nucleotides long. It is a transcript of the gene shop, whose product is annotated as sulfite oxidase. Gene Ontology annotation, molecular function: sulfite oxidase activity; heme binding; molybdenum ion binding. NCBI's taxonomy places the organism in Eukaryota, Metazoa, Arthropoda, Insecta, Diptera, Drosophilidae. Bases 380 to 2113 code for a protein of 577 amino acids. Gene Ontology annotation, biological process: sulfur compound metabolic process. The transcript is spliced from 2 exons. The record is from RefSeq and is a predicted model, not a curated record. Gene Ontology annotation, cellular component: mitochondrion.
AGCGAAACGCAAAACGAGAAGGCGAAAACAAAACAAGCAGAGUGAAGAAGACCCCACGACACGCUGUCGUUGCCGGUCGCGACGAGCAUUAUUUUAUUAAGUAGAGAUUAGAACAAGUCAGAGAUUAAAACGAAAGAAAUUGAAAUUAAAGCGCUUAGCUUAUCGGCAACUAAAUUUGAUUUGGAGGCCAGGCCCGUUGCCCAAAACAAAUAGUGAAAACACACACACAGAGGCGCACUCGUUCACACACACACGCACACAGAUAAUGCCAGGGGGAGAGAGAGAGAGGAGAGCGGAGAUAGCGGCUAACAACAGUGUAAAUAGAAGAAUUAAGCUCUAAAGUGGCAAAGUGCUGUUUAUAUAAUAACAAUAAAACAACAUGCGACUGCGACUCCUGAGCCAAGCGAACAGACUGCGAUUGUUGCAACGCCAACGUUGGCUGGCCACCACAAGCAGCACAAAUCUCGCCCAGCAACAGCAGCAAGGAGAACGCAACGAAUCGAGGGGCAAAAGGGAUUACAAUGGCCUGGUUUAUGGCGCCGCAACUUUGGCUGGCAUUGGCGCCGGUUUCUUGCUCUUCAAUGAACUGGACAAGCCACGUAGCAGCAACAACAUCAUCACCACAAGCACAGCAACUGUUGCUCCACCAGCUUUAGAUGAGGAGGCCACCGCGCGUCUUUGGCACACAACGAAGCGCAACGAUUUGCCCGUCUACAGCGUCGAUGAGGUGAGCAAACACAACACCGCCGAGACUGGUAUUUGGAUCACCUAUGGCCUGGGUGUCUACGAUGUUAGCGAGUUUGCACCCAAUCAUCCGGGUGGCGAUAAGAUUAUGAUGGCAGCCGGCAGCGCCAUCGAUCCCUUCUGGGCCAUCUUUCAGCAGCACAACACGCUCGAGGUGCUGCAACUGCUUGAGGGCUUUCGCAUUGGCAAUCUGCCGCAGUUGGAAGCCGCGCCUGUGGAGUUGGAGCAUGAUUCACCGUGGUCACAGGAGCCGAAACGUCAUGCGUUGCUGAAGCCAACGAGUGAGCGGCCCUUCAAUGCGGAGCCACCGAUUGCGAUGCUCUCGGAGAAAUUCCUGACGCCCAACGAGUAUUUCUAUGUGCGCAAUCAUUUGCCGGUGCCCACGCUGCAGCCCGAGGACUACGAGCUGGAACUGGAGGUGGAGGCGGGCGAAGGGCAGAAGGAGCUGAAGCUGAGCUUUGCGGAGAUCAAGGCGCUGCCCAAGCACUCGGUCACAGCGGCCAUUAUGUGCGGUGGCAAUCGACGCUCCGAGAUGACCAAAGUGAAGCCGGUGAAAGGUCUGUCAUGGGGCGCUGGCGCCGUGGGCAAUGCCAAGUGGUCAGGUGCGCGCCUUUGCGAUGUUUUGCGUCAGCUGGGCGUUCAGCCACACGAGCAACUUCAUGUGAUAUUCGAGGGUGCUGACUUGGAUCCCACAUCGCAUCCGUAUGGCGCCUCCAUACCGCUGUCCAAGGCACUCGAUCCACGCGGCGAUGUGCUGCUCGCCUACGAGAUGAACGACCAGCCACUGAGCCGGGAUCACGGCUUUCCCAUACGCGUAAUUGUCCCAGGCACCGUCGGGGCACGCAACGUCAAGUGGCUGACACGCAUCAUUGUCGCCGAUCACGAGAGCGAUUCGCAUUGGCAGCAAAAUGAUUACAAGGGCUUCAGUCCCAGCACCGAUUGGGAUACGGUUGACUUUAGCAAAUCGCUGGCCAUUCAAUCGAUGCCCGUCACCUCGGCCAUUUGCAGUCCCAUGCCCGAGGAACACGUGAAGGUCGAUGGCGACGGAUUCAUCACGGCUCGGGGUUACGCUUGGAGUGGCGGUGGACGUCGAAUUGUGCGUGUGGAUCUGACAAGCGAUGGAGGAAAAACAUGGCAUGUGGCCGAGCUGGAGCAGGAGGAUUUGCCCGAUGGCCGACACUAUGGCUGGUCGCUAUGGACAGCGCGUUUGCCCAUCAGCGCCGAGCAGCGACAGACGCAAUCGGUGGAGUUGUGGGCCAAGGCCGUGGACUCGGCUUACAAUGUGCAGCCGGAAGCCUUUGAGCACAUCUGGAAUUUGAGGGGUGUGCUCGCCAAUGCCUAUCACAAGGUCAAAGUGAAGCUAGUCUAAGCUGAUCAAUUAACAAUUUAAGCAAGCAAACAAACAACGCGAUUAACGACAAAUGUGAAAUUAAUCUGAAAUUAUGUGCAUCACAAACUGUUUUUUUUAGAUUCGACAGUUUUGUAACUAAAUAUGUGAAUAUUUUUCAUAAGACACUUUACACUUUUAGAAAAUUAAAGACGUUUCAAAAAGAGAAAAACGUCAGUGAAAUUAUAAUUAUGAAAGUGAAAUUAUAUGCAUCACAAACUAUUUUUUUAGAUUCGACAGUUUUGUAAAAAAAAAAUAUGAUUAUUUUUCAUAAGAAAAUUUACACUUUUUUGGUUUUCAAACUAGACGACUAGAAAAAGGGAAAACCAUAAGUAAAAUUAAAAUUAUGAAUGUGAAAUUAAUUUGAAAUUAUGUGCAUCACAAACAAUUAUUUAAGAUUCGACUAUUUUGUAAAUAAAUAUAUGAAUUUCAUUCAUAAGACAAUUUACACUUAAAUUGCUUUACAGUCAAGUUAAAACGUUUUAUAAGAUUGAAGUUUUGUUUAAAGACGAUUCAGAAAGGAAAUAAAAACAAUUGAAAUUACAAUUACACAUGUGAAAUUAAUAUGAAAUUUUAGUUUCAACUGUUUUGUAAAUAAAAAUGAAUAUUUUUAUAAAUUAAUUGAACUUGGACUUCAAAAUAUUUUCAACAAAUAUGUAAAUAGGUGAAGCAUUAUCAACGUAAAUUUAAAGAGUUGAAUCUAAGAAACUGUCAACUGAUUUAUAGUUUACAAAACAAGCAAAUCGAUCAACGAAUAAUGACAAAUGUGAAAUUAAUUCGAUAUUAAGAGUUCUUGUAAAUAAAUUUUAACGUUGUUAAAAAAAAGAUACCAAUUUAGUUUAACUUAAAAUACUUCUACGUCAUUAGAUUGAAGUUGGUUUAAAGACAACCCAAAAAAAGUAAGAAAGCUACAAUCGAGUGUUCUCGACUGUGAGACACUCGCUACUCAAUAAGAACAAAACAGUGCGGUAUU